AUCCUUUGAGCAGGACAGUCUGUGACCAUCGGGCCCACGCUGGCUGGCCACCACCCCCACAGGGAUUUAUUCCCAGCAGUGUUCGGGAACCUUCGGCCACCCAGGCCAUGGCCUUCACCCAGGCAUUAGCCACCACGCUGGCACUGCUCACCGGGACCCUGCCUCACAGCCUCAGUGAAAGCUUGGAGCGUAGAAAGGCCAACGGGGACAAGUGUGUCCACCACACCCAGUGCCUGAGUGACUGCUGCCUCAUAGACCUGGAAAGAAGGGGGGCCUUCUGCACCUCCAAGUCUCGUAUGGGCAUGGCGUGCUUACCCCAGACCAAGGGGACCCUGAACAUCAUAUGUCCCUGCCGAAUUGGCUUGAGCUGUCACUCCCAGGACCCCAUGUGUCCCCGCCGGUGCCAAAUGAUUUAGAGGAGGACACAGGCUGCUCGCGGUCGCUGCUGCUGCUGCUGCUGCACUCUCCCCAGGGGUCCCCUUCCCCACGUGU
This is a messenger RNA of Peromyscus leucopus (white-footed mouse), 492 nucleotides long. RefSeq names its product colipase like 2 (gene Clpsl2). Gene Ontology annotation, molecular function: enzyme activator activity. The coding region runs from base 108 to 416 and encodes 102 amino acids. Lineage: Eukaryota; Metazoa; Chordata; Mammalia; Rodentia; Cricetidae. The transcript is spliced from 3 exons. Gene Ontology annotation, cellular component: extracellular region. Gene Ontology annotation, biological process: lipid catabolic process; digestion; response to food. The record is from RefSeq and is a predicted model, not a curated record.